Neopsephotus bourkii (Bourke's parrot) is the source of this 401-nucleotide messenger RNA. Its product is annotated as thioredoxin-like protein 1. The transcript has 4 exons. The annotation marks the transcript as partial. Lineage: Eukaryota; Metazoa; Chordata; Aves; Psittaciformes; Psittacidae. The record is from RefSeq and is a predicted model, not a curated record.
CUCCUGCUGACGGUGGCCUUCAGCCAGCCCGUCAGGCUGUACUCCAUGAGGCUCCAGGGGCCCGACAACGGGCAAGGCCCCCGAUCCCUGAAGCUCUUCACGAACCUGCCCCGCUCCAUGGACUUUGCGGAGGCCGAGCGGAGCGAGCCCACGCAGGCCCUGGAGCUGCGCCCCGAGGACAUCCGCGAGGCCGGGAGCAUCCCAUUGCGCUACGUCAAGUUCCAGCACGUCAACAGCGUCACCCUCUUUGUGCAGUCCAACCAUGGGGGCGAGGAGACGACGCGCGUCACCUACGUCACCUUCAUCGGGACGCCGGUGCAGGCCACCAACAUGAGCGACUUCAAGAGGGUCGUGGGCAAGAAAGGGGAGAGCCACUGAGCCCCAUUCCCAGCACCAUUCCC